AUGGUUUCAAAAGAAAUUUGUGCACUUCUGCUAUUGCUGCCUUUGAACCUGGUUUAUGGAACAGACUUUAUCAGAUAUGUCUAUCCAGCCUAUAAUAUAAAAAGCUAUGGAGGUAAUGAAGUAAACUUGCCCCAUUCGGUGAGCAAUGAAGACAGUGAGCACAACAGCAACUCAAAAUCCGCAAGCAAUGAAGCAAAAGGGCAUGAAACACCAAGCAAAGAAAACAAUGAUGACUCUAAUUCUGCAAGUCCUGAAACAAAAGGAAAAUAUUCACAAAGGUCUUCUGAAGAAAAUGAACAGAAUGGUCACUCCAAUUCAGGUCAACAGGUGAAAGGACAAUAUCCAAGGAGAUCAUCUGAAGAAAAUGGACAGAACGGUCACUCUAAUUCUGGCAGUCAACAGGUGAAAGGACAAUAUCCAAGGAGAUCAUCUGAAGAAAAUGGACAGAACGGUCACUCUAAUUCUGGCAGUCACCAGGUGAAAGGACAAUAUCCAAGGAGAUCAUCUGAAGAAAAUGGACAGAAUGGCCACUCCAAUUCUGGCAGUCAUCAGAUCAAGGGACAGUAUUCAAGGAGAUCAUCUGAAGAAAAUGAACAGAAUAGCGAUGCCAAUUCUACAAGUGAUGAAUCUAAUGGCCAUGAUUUGGAAGACAUCGUAGAGAACAAUGACCCUGAUUCUUCUUCUUCUUCUUCCUCUUCCUCCUCCUCCUCUUCAGAAGAACAAUAUGGAGAGCCAGGACCACCAGGUCCACCUGGAUUACCAGGACCACAUGGUCCACCAGGAUACCCAGGAAAGCCAGGUUUUGGGCUGCCAGGACAUCCUGGUAAGCCUGGACCACCAGGACCACAAGGAUUAUCAGCUAUUGGAAAACCAGGCAGUCCAGGAGGACCAGGAAAGCCAGGUGUGCCAGGAGUUCCUGGACGAAAAGGGGAUAAGGGAGUUCAGGGGAUGCAAGGACCAAGAGGCCCUCCAGGACCCAGUGGACCACCUGGGUCAGCUGGGUUAUCUGUCAUUGGUAAACCAGGGGCCAAAGGAUCACCAGGUCCUCCAGGAACACUCGGAUUUCCUGGAAGAAAAGGGGAUCCAGGAUACCCAGGUCUGCCUGGGCCAAAAGGGGACAAAGGAGUUGGAAGCCCAGGGCGUCCUGGUGAUAAAGGUGCUCCAGGACCACAUGGUCCACCAGGACCACCUGGGUCAGAAGGUAAAGGACACAAAGGGGCCCCUGGUGACAAAGGUGAACCAGGGCACAAAGGUGAAAAGGGAUCACCAGGGUCACCAGGACAUCCAGGUAAACCAGGCCAAAAUGGUCCACCAGGACCAUCUGGAAAAGAAGGAAUCGGGAAGCCUGGAAUACAGGGACCACGAGGAGCUCCUGGGAUGAAAGGUCACCCUGGUCUGCAAGGUUUGCCAGGUUCACCUGGAUUGCCAGGCAUCGGAAAGCCAGGUCUGCCAGGACUCAAAGGACACCCAGGUUCCCCUGGUUUGAGUGGAAAGCCUGGUGAUAAAGGAGAGAAAGGAUCAUCCGGAGAACCUGGACCUCGUGGCCCUGUAGGAUCACCUGGGCCACCAGGAAUAAAAGGCCCAAAAGGUCCACCAGGUAAUGUUGGUGCACCUGGAGAAAAAGGUCAUCCAGGACUAAUAGGUCCAAAAGGGCCUUCAGGCCCAAAAGGUGAGCCUGGACAAAAAGGUGAGCAAGGGAAGUCAGGGCCUCCAGGAAAGCCAGGUGGAGAGGGUAAAAAAGGAGAACCAGGCCCAAGUGGCAAAAAAGGUGAUAAAGGGCCAAUUGGGCCACGUGGAAAAGUAGGUAGUCCAGGUCCUCAAGGUCCUCAAGGACCACAAGGGUAUCCAGGCGAACCUGGAAAGAAAGGGCUUCCUGGAAUACCUGGUUCAGUCGGUUCAACUGGGUCUCCAGGCUCUCCAGGACACCCGGGAGUAAAAGGAGAUCCCGGAGUUCCAGGUCCACCAGGUUCUCCGGGUAAAUUUGAUGGAAAAAUCAUCAAGGGGCCAAGUGGCCCAUCUGGACCAAAAGGAGCACCUGGUCUACCAGGAAUUCCAGGAGCCCCUGGUCCAGCAGGCCCACCAGGAGAAAUUAUUAUGCCAAAAGGAAAAUAUGCAGGUUUUAAUGGUUACAUCAGUUCAGGUGAUGUGGUGAGUCCUGUUCCAGCAUUCACAGCCAUUCUUUCUCAGCCAUAUCCUUCAAAAGGGAAACCAAUAGUGUUUGACAAAAUACUGACCAAUUCAAAUAACAACUAUGAUUCAUCAAAAGGAAUCUUCACAUGUGAAAUAUCAGGCAUCUACCAAUUUUUUUAUCAUGUACAUGUCAAGGAAGCAAAUGUUUGGGUUGCAUUAUAUAAAAACGAUGAACCUGUAAUGUACACAUAUGAUGAAUAUACGCCACAAUAUGUUGAUCAUGCCUCGGGAACCGCUAUCUUACAUUUGGAUGAAAAUGACGAAGUUUAUGUACAACUGCCUGCAGAGAAGUCUAAUGGCGUAUAUUCUUCUGAGUAUGUAUAUUCAUCAUUUUCUGGAUUGUUCUAUGGAAUGGGUUACAAUGCUGCACAUCAACGUUGGAAAGGCUAUAGUGGGAGUGAUUCAGAUGGGGUCGAUUCAGAUGGAGAUGAUUCAUACAGUUCAGAAGGAAUAAAGCGUGGGCCACGUGGACCCCCGGGUCCUCCAGGACCAAAAGGUCCGCCAGGAAUCGGACUGCGAGGGGCCCCUGGUAACCCUGGGCCACAAGGACCACGAGGACAGUCAUCUACAGGAAAAUCAGGUACUCCAGGAGCAUCAGGAAAACCAGGCGAAAAGGGAUCUCCUGGAGAAAAAGGUGAUAGAGGAGCUUCUGGGAAACCAGGAGAAAAAGGCAAUGCAGGACCAAAAGGACCUCCCGGCCCACCUGGAUUGUCAAUUCCUGGUAAACCAGGUUCCCAAGGACGACCAGGUCAUCCAGGACCAGCAGGGCCGCCUGGAGCAAAAGGAAAGUCAGGGAGUCCAGGUCAACCAGGGCCAAAGGGAGAAGGAGGAUCUGGAUCCCCAGGACGUCCAGGUGAAAAAGGUGCUCCAGGACCAACAGGGCCACCAGGUCCAUCUGGAUCAAAAGGGUUAGGAAGACCUGGGCCCCCUGGACCACCUGGUAAACCAGGUUCAAAUGGUGAAAAGGGUGCCCCAGGUUCACAAGGAAAGCCAGGAGCACAAGGUCAAAAAGGGGCACCAGGAUCACCUGGGCAAUCAAGAACUGGAAAUGCUGGGGCCAAAGGAGAACCAGGGUCACCAGGGUCUCCUGGACCAAAGGGUUCACAGGGUCAACAAGGUUCACCAGGAGCACCAGGAAUGCCAGGUAUUGGAAAGCCUGGAAAUUCAGGUCCUAAAGGAGAGCGUGGUCCUGCAGGCGCGAAUGGUUAUCCUGGAGAAACUGGGAAAAAAGGAGAGGCAGGUCAACCUGGAGCACAAGGGCCACGUGGACCAUAUGGCCCACCAGGCCAAGCGGGUCCAAAAGGGCAUCCAGGACAAAAUGGUACACCAGGAGAAAAAGGUAAUCCUGGACCACCAGGUCCACAAGGGUUUCAAGGCCCAAAGGGCCAGCCAGGUCCAGGUGGAGCUCCAGGAAAAUCAGGAUCUCCAGGUCAACCAGGUGCCUCAGGCCCAGAGGGUCAACAAGGACUUCCUGGUCGAAAAGGUGACCCAGGACUACCUGGAUCGCCUGGUAAAUCAGGUAGUCCAGGUGCUCCAGGAACACCUGGGUACCCUGGAAAAGAAGGACCAAGAGGGCCUCUUGGACAACAAGGUCCAAGAGGGCUACCUGGAAAUCAAGGCUCUCCUGGAUACCCUGGACAAAAAGGAGAACCUGGCCCUCCUGGUCCUCCAGGAAGCCCAGGUGAUUAUUAUGGAAAAAUAUCAGGUGACCUACCUGGUUCACCUGGGCAGCAAGGACCACCAGGUCCUCCAGGCCUUCCUGGUCCACCAGGUCCACCUGGAAAAACUAUUGUGCAAUCGGAAAAACAUGACAAUAAUGGUUAUAACCAUGGUUCUGUUCCAGCAUUUACAGCCAUUCUUUCUCAUUCAUAUUCAUCAACAGGCCAACCAGUAGUGUUUGACAAAAUAUUAAUCAAUUCAAAUAAUAAUUAUGAUCCAUCCACUGGGAUUUUUACAUGCAAAAUAUCUGGCAUCUAUCAAUUUUCUUAUCAUAUUCAAGUCAAGGGAGCAAAUGUUUGGGUUGGAUUAUAUAAAAAUGAUGAAGCCGUAAUGUACACAUAUGAUGACUAUAAAAAGGGUUAUAUUGAUCAGGCCUCAGGAAGUGCUAUAUUAAGCCUACGUAAAAAAGACAAAGUUUACAUUCAGUUACCUUCAAAAGAGUUCAAUGGUUUAUAUUCAUCUGAAGAGAAAAGUUCCUCCUUCUCAGGGUAUCUAAUUGUUCCAUCAUGAUGAAUAUCAACUAAAGAAAGUGCAAUUUGAAAUGGAUGAUGGGACUGAAUUUAUUGUGGUUGUAAUGUGAGUGGAAAACAUAGAGCCUGGGUUAGAGGUCAUAUUUAGAAACAAAAUAGCAAAUAUAAACGGUCAAAUUAACAUGCAUUUUUGCAGAGAAUUGUGUGUUUAAGAGCAAAUGUUCUGCUGCCAUUAUCCAGGUCAAUAAAAUUACUUGAAACAAAAUUCU
Carcharodon carcharias (great white shark) is the source of this 4648-nucleotide messenger RNA. RefSeq names its product filaggrin-2-like. The coding region runs from base 1 to 4419 and encodes 1472 amino acids. The transcript is spliced from 13 exons. The record is from RefSeq and is a predicted model, not a curated record. NCBI's taxonomy places the organism in Eukaryota, Metazoa, Chordata, Chondrichthyes, Lamniformes, Lamnidae. Gene Ontology annotation, molecular function: protein binding.